AUGAACAAUACAAUUCAAUGUGAGAUUCAGGACCGAAUAGAAGGCGAGUGGCUGAUAAUUAUCACAGUUUUUGGAAGCAUCACAGCCAUUGUCAGCACUCUGGGCAACGUGGUUGUCAUCUCCGCCUUCAUCAACACCAAGAAGCUCCAUAAGCCCUGCAACGUCAUGCUGACGAACAUAGCAGUGAGUGACGUUAUGUUGUGUGUUGUUGGUUUCGCAGUGUUCAUCGCACCAGAGUACUUUCGGCAAAUCUAUUGUAAUGACACCUUCACACAAGCCAGAUUUGGAAUUCUUUAUUUUGUUCUCAAUCUCUCCAAGAGCAGUCUCGUGAUAACAUCAAUUGAAAGAUUGAUAGGAAUACAGUGGCCAUUUCGUUACCACUCAUUCAUGACAUUCAGAAUAAGCAUCCUCCUUUCAGCAGCGGCUUGGGUCUUUACAGUAAUUAGAGCGGUGCACGCCUCGCUCCGGUUCCCUCAAGAAGUGAACGCCUCCAGGAUCAUAGAAGUCAUUGUGAAUGUGCUGGAGAUAUGUGUAACCGUUGCUUGUAAUAGUCGUGUCUACGUUAUCAGCAGGUGGCAUCUGAAUCAAGACAGACUGUACGGUAUUCGGACACAGGACAGCAAGUCACAAGCCGUCGUCAAGAUAUCGCUGGUGUACUUGGUGUCGUGGUCAUUACCCCUAGUCCUGUGGACGGUGGACCUAAUCACCGGCAAUGUCAAGCACUUAAGGCAGAUAAGCAUGCUCCCUCCUCUGCUUGGGACCUUGGCCAAUGUGUACAUCUAUUCAUUCAGGAUGAAGGAUUACAGGGAGGCUAUCAAACAAUUAUUGCCCAAAAGUUGUCGCAGAUCGUCCUGGACCAACACUCCAGGCGGCAUAUACAAUAUAUUUUAA
Haliotis rufescens (red abalone) is the source of this 891-nucleotide messenger RNA. RefSeq names its product rhodopsin, G0-coupled-like. Bases 1 to 891 code for a protein of 296 amino acids. The record is from RefSeq and is a predicted model, not a curated record. NCBI's taxonomy places the organism in Eukaryota, Metazoa, Mollusca, Gastropoda, Lepetellida, Haliotidae. The transcript has a single exon. Gene Ontology annotation, molecular function: G protein-coupled receptor activity. Gene Ontology annotation, biological process: G protein-coupled receptor signaling pathway. Gene Ontology annotation, cellular component: membrane.